Nycticebus coucang (slow loris) is the source of this 4680-nucleotide messenger RNA. It is a transcript of the gene AP5S1, whose product is annotated as adaptor related protein complex 5 subunit sigma 1. Gene Ontology annotation, cellular component: cytosol; late endosome; AP-type membrane coat adaptor complex. The transcript has 3 exons. Gene Ontology annotation, biological process: double-strand break repair via homologous recombination; endosomal transport. The record is from RefSeq and is a predicted model, not a curated record. The coding region runs from base 156 to 755 and encodes 199 amino acids. Lineage: Eukaryota; Metazoa; Chordata; Mammalia; Primates; Lorisidae.
AGCCACCGUUCGGAGGUGGUUGUUGGCAGUCCGGUAACCGGGAAGAAAGGUUGAGUGCUACGCCUCGACGACAGCGCCUCGGAGCUGCAGGGGCAGCACACACAGGGCAGGGUGUCCCGUUUAGGCCUGACUGACUGGACACCUGCCCUGGAGCCAUGGUCCAUGCCUUCCUCAUCCACACCUUGAGGGCCCCUUGUGCUGAGAACUCAGCCUUUUGCCGAGUGCUGUAUUCCUGCGUCUUUGGCACUGAGAAGUCACCUGAUGACCCACGGCCACAUGGUGCUGAGAGGGACAGGCUUCUCCGCAAGGAGCAGAUUUUGGCGGUGGCCAGGCAGGUGGAGUCAAUGUGCCAGCUGCAGCAGCAGGCAUCUGGCAGACCCCCCAUGGACCAGCCCCAAUCCUCAGAUGAGCCAGUGCCUCUGCAUGAGGCUCCAUGUGGGGCCUUCCGCCUGGCUGCAGGAGACCCCUUCCAGGAGCCUCGGACAGUGGUGUGGCUGGGCGCGCUCUCAUUAGGCUUCGCCCUGGUGCUGGAUGCCCACGAGAACCUGUUGCUGGCUGAGCGCACGCUCCGGCUGUUGGCUCGCCUCCUCCUUGACCACCUCCGACUGCUGGCCCCUGGUGCCAACCUCUUGCUGCGGGCUGAUCGCAUCGAGGGCAUCCUCACCCGUUUCCUGCCCCAUGGUCAGCUGAUUUUCCUCAAUGAGCAGUUCGUCCAGGCCCUGGAGAAGGAAUUUAGCGUUGCUUGGCCCCGCUGAUUCCUUGUCAGAAUGGGACUUCCUGAGAGGGCAAAGUGGAAGGACAGAGGCUGGACACAGCCAGGUGAAGGGUGACAAUUGCCUCCUGCCCAGUGUGUUCCCAGCUCUGAUGUGCUGCCACACCUGGGACAAGUAGGCUGCACAGAGGGUAGAGGAGAUGAUGUGUCUGUCCUCAGGUUGGUGGAAGCACAGAACGUCCUGAGCCUAGAGCCACCAUGUGACUUUCAGACGGCUGUGUUGUGUCGGCCAUGCCUGUCCUUAAUCUGGCCUCAACAGCUGCUUCUGUGGGAGCUGUCAGGAGGAGCUGCCAGGAACUUAGUCCACUGUCUCCUUCCAAACUCAGCCUUUGCAACACGGAAGGGGUCUCAGAGAACUGUGCAUGCACCUUGGCAGGCCCCGGCCCCUGCCUUUGUGUCUACUUAGGCAGUAUCAUCAAGGAUUUUGUCAGCAAGGGCCUGCUUGGUGUCCAGCCCCACCACAGUUCAGAAAUGCAUGAGUCAUUCAGCAGGAUUCUGUAGCUCCUUCUGUGCCAAGCCCAUGCCCACGCAGCAGGUCUCAGAUAAGAUCAUCACAGCCUUCCCUCAUCUGCAGGGAGAGAAGGUACCAUCAGAUGAAUGCAAGAGAUCUGGUCCGGUGCUCGCUUCGGCAGCACAUAUACUAAAAUUGGAACGAUACAGAAAAGAUUAGCAUGGCCCCUGCGCAAGGAUGACACGCAAAUUCGUGAAGCGUUCCAUAUUUAAAAAAAAAAAAGAGAGAGAUCUGGUCCGAUGACAUUGUCUUUCUCAUUUUGAAUUAAAAGCGCUGGAUGUAUGAUUUCACCUUCUCUUUCUGUGAAUUUGAUGAAUGCAAUCUGCUCUUACUAGAGAGCACCUCUAGAUGGGCCCCAAGCUGGGCAUCUGAGCCCUUGUGGUCAAAUGUCCCCCUAAGAGGCUAUUCCAUCCCUUGUCCUCCAUCUCCCUCUGUCUCUGUAUGUGCCUCUCUUGGAUGGUGGUGCUAUGACAAGGCUUGGUGCAGGUGCUUUAUGUGGGAGGUGAUGCCAGGAAGCAGGAGGGCAUCCCAUGCAGGUGCCUCAUCAAGCUCAUCAGGCCGUGGGUGGCAGCUGGUGUUCUGGGGGAGGGGGGUGUGGGUGUGGAUGUGACUGUGUAGUCAGUGGUUGUGGGCUGAUCCCAGGGUACUUACAUUCCCUGUUUUUUUCUGCCCUUAGGCAGUGUGGGGUUGGGCCUGUCUGCACCUUAAUGAGGCCCAGUGGGGUACGAGUUAGGUACUGAACACUGAUUAUUAGGAGGUCUUUAAUCAGCGGCUACUAGUGAUGUUUUAAAAUUAUUCAGUUGGGAAAAAACUCAGUUUUAUGCCCAUUUUCGUGAGCUGCCUGUUAACAAGGAGGGUGGAGAUUUCUUGGUAUCAGCAGAAUGAACCUCCCAGGGGGUCAGGGUGCAGGUGUCAGCCUAUUUGGUUCUUGCCAUGAGUCAUUUGCCUUUUGGCACCCAGGAUAGACCCACCAUAUCCACUUAGGAGGUACAUCGAUGAUAAGUCUGUAGCCAAGGCCACCAGCCAUGCCAGGCCUUCCACCACCACUGUCACUGUCACUGAGUCUACACCUCCUUAUCUAUCUUAAGGUUCCACAAAUUAUCCCAUGACAUUGAACACCUAAAGGGACAUGAGUCUGUGUGGCCAAGCCACACCACCGGAAAUGUUCUACAGGUUCCCAGUGGGAACGCCCCUGCCCUGUACUGCUGCUGUCCUGGGGCUGCUCCUGUCCUCACUCCAGGCUGGCAAUCCUGGCAGACCAGCCAUGUUCUCCCAGAGACAGGCCCUUCUGGCCUCAGUGGAAAGAUUCACACUUGCUGGUCUAAAUUCUUUUCUGCCUGUAUUUCAAACUGAACGUAAAAAAGAGGUUAAGACCCUGCUUCUUGCAGUCUGUGGAAGUUAAGGUUAGGUGUGACUUGUGGCCUUGGUUCCCUUUGGGGGAGAAACAUGCACAGAGAGCGGCAGAGUCUGAGACUAUGCCCUGGGCUCCUGGGCCCUUGGUCUCCUGGUCUCUCUUGCUCUGAAUGCCCCACUGGACCAGGGUUUCCUUAACCCCAUGAGCUCCCCCACACCCUCCCUGCAUUCUCCCACUCCACUGCAGCUUCUUACCUCAUACUCACUGAGCCUGCCACUCUGCUGGGCGCUACGCAGGGUGCAGAGAUGUCCCCAGGAUUCUAGGAGAUAAAGGUAUGCUGGAUGACUGAAGACCAGCAAGAUUUGGUUAUACCUGAACUGAUGCUUUCAUUGUCCAGAGGAGGAAAAGGGGGCACCUUAGUGAAGAAGACUCAGCAAAGAAGCCAGAAUUUAGGACUAAAAUUAUGAUUGUGACAGACCAAACUUGCUUCCCUUUCCAAGCCUCCUCCCUCUCCACUCCCUGCCCCAAGCCACACAACCCUCCUUCCCUGAAAAUGCUGGUGACUUUGAGCAGCUGGUGUUGAUACCAGAGCACCUCCAUGAAUGCUUCUGGGACAAUAGAAAGAUGACAGAAGGGAGGGGAGCUAGGGCAUGGGGAGCUCAACUGAGGGAGAAGGGGGUCAUAAGUUUCAAGCUAGAAGUGGCCUGGGCACAUGUGGGUCACUAGUUGGAAGGGGGGUGGGCCCUGGGACAGAGUCACCAUAUCUCCUUUAAAGCAGGGUGGUUUUAUUCUAGCCCUGGAGCACUGCACACUGCUAUUUAGUAUCCCUCAGGGCUCAAUCUUUCCUUUUCCUUUUUUUUUUUUUUUUUAAAUAGAGGCAGGGUCUUGCUGUUGCUCAGGCUGGUCUUGAACUCCUGAGCUCAAGCAGUACUCCCGCCUCAGCCUCCCAGCAUGCUAGGAUUACAGGCAUGAGCCAUUGCAACUGGCCUUAAUCUUUCCUUUUAAACACUUACAUAUUUUAUUGUAAAUGCAGUUAACAAAUUUUGUUGGCAAGAUACAACACUAAGUGACCCCUUUAUCAAAGUUCUUUAUGUUUAUUCCUGCAAUGGAAGUGGCCUUGACUGUUUUUUUUGUUUGUUUGUUUGUUUUUGAGACAGAGUCUCACUAUGUCGUCCUUGGUAGAGUGCCAUGGCGUCAUGGCUCACAGCAACCUCAAACUCUUGGUCUUAAGUGAUUCUCUUGCUUCAGCCUCCCAAGUAGCUGGGACUACAGGCACCUGCCACAACACCCAGCUUUUUAUUUGUUGUUGUUGUAGUUGUCGUUGUUUAGCAGGACCAGGCCGGGCUCAAACCCACCAGCCUCAGUGUAUGUGGCCAGCGCCCUAAUCCAGCAUCCUGGGUUAUGGAAGCCUAACCUUUGACUGCGUAUUUUUCUUAAGGAGUCUUUGUUAACUUUUAGAGCAAUUUUAGGUUCACAGCAAAAUUGAGCAGAAUGUGCAAAGGGUUCAUAGUUCUUCCCCACCCUCAUACAUGCGCAAGCCUCCCUGUUAUCAACACUAGGCACCAGAGUGGUACAAGUGAUGAACAUACACUGGCAACUCAUUAUCACCCAAGUCUGUAGUUUACACUAGCGUUCACUCUGUGUUGUGUAUUCUGUUGGUUUGGACAAACGCAUAAUGGUAUAUAUCCACCACUGUGGAUCUGCAUCAUUCAGAAUAGUUUCAUUGCCCUAAAAUCCAUGUUCCACCUAUUCAUCCCUCCCAGCCCCGAACCACAGGCAGCCACUGAUCUUUUUUACUGUCUCCGUAGUUUUGCAUUUUCCAGAAUGUCUUAUCAUUGAAAUCACAUGGUAAGUAGUCUUUUCAGAUCAGCUUCUUUCACUUAGUGAUAGCCUUUAAGGUUCCUCCAUGUCUUUUUGUGGCUUGAUUGCCAAUUUUUUAAAGAAUGCUGAAAGAUAUUUCAUUGUGCAGAUGUGCCAAAGUUUAUUCAUUCACCUACUGAAGGACAUUUUGGUUGCUCCCAAGUUUUGGGAAUUAUGAAUAAA